UCUUGUAAUUUUGCAGUCACGUUCGUUUUGUGGAGUGUGCUAGCUUGCACAGCUUUCUUGUCUUUCAGACUGUGCUGUAGCGUUACUUGGAAUAAGGCUUCUGUGAAGCGUACGUAGAGUAUGUGUCGCGAGUGCGUUCACGAGUUCUGUAAGGAUCGGGGGACCACGUGCCUAGAGACUGGCGUGUACUACAUCAAUUUAAAAGGCUGCGUCGAAUGCAGCACCAGAGGCGAACUUGCGAAAGCCGAGUGCAAGCGAGAAGAGGAUGAAGACGGCGCAGAGGAAAUUUCGUUUGAACACCGGUGCUCCAAGUGUGAUCAUGUCGUAGCGAAACACACCUACUCGUUUAGCGUCGAUGAUGGGUACCAGGAGUACUCCAUGCAGUGCGGUCUCUGUGGCACUGGCAGUGACUCGCGUAGCGUUCUUCCCGAUGACCCUCACCGGGGCUGAGCUGUUUUGCUUCAAACUUUGCGAGAAGAGUUCGUUGUUCGAUGGCAUAGAUCACGCAGCCUGUCCUCCAAACUCCCCAUGUGCUUCAAUGCUACUGGGUGCAUUCUGCACUUGCGCGCCCCUAGGGUCGGCAUUGCCAGGACUGAGGCAAUCCCGUCGUGUCUGACUGCUGCCAUCCUUCUUAGAUUUUAUUUACCGUUUCUUCCUGUUAAGUCUGCUCGGCCAGGACUUGGCACCUUUCAAGUUUCAGGCUAGUUUGUUCUAUUAACAGUUUAACCCGCUUUCACCCAGUGUGGUUCGCUUUGCCAAUGUGAUUUCUUGAGACAGCCGUUCUUUUCUCUCCAUGCUCCUCUAUCAUGUUUUAGAGUCUAUUACGCUUUUACUUUUAGGCCAGUUUUGCUAUUCUCAUUGUCACUGAGUCAUUGAGCACACCUUGACACCACA
Sycon ciliatum is the source of this 894-nucleotide messenger RNA. RefSeq names its product protein Churchill-like. The transcript has 4 exons. Gene Ontology annotation, biological process: multicellular organism development; positive regulation of DNA-templated transcription; fibroblast growth factor receptor signaling pathway. The coding region runs from base 121 to 450 and encodes 109 amino acids. NCBI's taxonomy places the organism in Eukaryota, Metazoa, Porifera, Calcarea, Leucosolenida, Sycettidae. The record is from RefSeq and is a predicted model, not a curated record. Gene Ontology annotation, molecular function: zinc ion binding.